Messenger RNA from Danio rerio (zebrafish), 2176 nucleotides. RefSeq names its product lactate dehydrogenase A4 (gene ldha). The record is from RefSeq and is marked provisional. Gene Ontology annotation, molecular function: oxidoreductase activity, acting on the CH-OH group of donors, NAD or NADP as acceptor; L-lactate dehydrogenase (NAD+) activity; oxidoreductase activity. Gene Ontology annotation, cellular component: cytoplasm. Lineage: Eukaryota; Metazoa; Chordata; Actinopteri; Cypriniformes; Danionidae.
GCCCCUUCCUCACAUCACCAGUGCGGAAAAAAAAGUCACAGCUGAGACAUUCCAGCCCAGUCUACUCUGAAUUACACAGUCAAAUAUCAACUAUCCACAGUUGAAGAUGGCCUCAACAAAGGAGAAACUCAUUGCUCACGUGAGCAAGGAGCAGCCUGCUGGGCCCACAAACAAGGUGACAGUGGUUGGUGUUGGAAUGGUAGGAAUGGCUGCCGCCGUCAGCAUCCUUCUCAAGGAUCUGACCGAUGAACUCGCCCUGGUGGACGUGAUGGAAGAUAAGCUGAAAGGAGAGGCUAUGGACUUGCAGCAUGGAAGCCUGUUUCUCAAGACGCACAAGAUUGUAGCGGAUAAAGAUUACAGUGUGACCGCAAACUCAAAAGUGGUUGUUGUGACCGCUGGAGCUCGUCAGCAGGAGGGUGAGAGCCGCCUGAACCUCGUCCAGAGGAAUGUUAACAUCUUCAAGUUCAUUAUCCCAAACAUCAUCAAGUACAGCCCCAACUGCAUCCUUUUGGUGGUCUCAAAUCCUGUUGACAUCUUGACCUAUGUGGCCUGGAAGCUGAGCGGUUUGCCCAGGAACCGUGUGAUUGGCAGUGGCACAAACUUGGAUUCUGCUCGUUUCCGCUACUUGAUGGGAGAGAAGUUGGGAAUUCAUCCAUCUAGCUGCCAUGGUUGGGUCGUUGGAGAACAUGGAGACUCCAGCGUUCCUGUGUGGAGUGGUGUGAAUGUGGCUGGGGUGUCCCUCCAAGCUCUAAACCCUGACUUGGGUACAGAUAAAGACAAGGAGGACUGGAAGAGCGUCCACAAGAUGGUGGUUGACAGUGCAUAUGAAGUUAUUAAGCUGAAGGGUUACACUUCUUGGGCUAUUGGAAUGUCUGUAGCUGACCUGUGUGAAAGUAUCUUGAAGAACAUGCACAAAUGUCACCCGGUUUCUACUUUGGUCAAGGGAAUGCAUGGUGUAAAUGAAGAGGUUUUCCUAAGUGUGCCUUGCAUUCUGGGUAAUAAUGGCCUGACAGAUGUCGUCCACAUGACCCUCAAACCAGAAGAGGAAAAACAGUUGGUGAAGAGCGCCGAGACCUUGUGGGGUGUUCAGAAGGAGCUGACCCUGUGAACCGCGGUCUCCUCCAAAAUGUAGCCACAAAUUGCAAACCUCAAUGAGUCCUGCCUAUCUGUCUCCUGACCUCAUAAACCUUAAUGCCUGUUAAGAUUAGGUAACUCCAUGUCACUCGCAGACCAUUAGAUAACACUCCUUGUGUUAGUGAUUUUAACUUCAAAGGGAUAAUUUAUUCCUGUUGUCUCUACAAAACAAUCAGCCUUAGUGAAAGUGUGUGUGUCUACAUGCAUAUUAUUGUCUAUUCAAGAAAGAAGCACUUGUAAGAUGUACAAUUGCAGACUCUCAUUGUAUUCCGUUCUGAGGUCAGCUAGCAUUCCGAACUUGCCUCCUGCAUCAAGCAAUUGGUCAUUUACCAACAAGCAAACUUCAUUGUAAUAUCAAUUCUAUGUUUUGCAUGUACAACAAAAUAGCUCUUUCGCUUUAAAUCUACAAUUAUUAUUUAUAAAAAUUUGAUAUCGACCUAAAAAAAAGAAUGGAAUAGUCCUUAUUUAUGAAAAAUGUAUCUGUUGAUUGAUUAAUACUUCUAUUUAUUAAAUGCAACAAUGUAUCUUACAAUGGGCCUAUAAAUAAUUUGUAAUUUCUAAAUUAAAUGGUUCAUAUUGUUUUAAAAAGGAUAAAGUUAAACAAAGUGACUUUAUAAACCAUCCUGAAUUUACAGUUGUAAUGGUUUAAUGAAUGGACAAAUAAGUUUCCAACAUGAGUGAAGUCCAUUGACCACCAUAGCAGAGCCUCUGAACAAAAAGAAAUUUUAUUUAUGAACUGCUUAAGGUAUUUGAAUAGAUGUUGACAAACAUGCUGAGAGUGCAUGUAACCAAACUCAAUAAGGGAAAUACAGUAGUGCAAAUGAUGGUAAUAACUAUAUCACCCCAACUACUCGUUAAGUCCACACUAUAUGUAUCAUCUGAAAAAAUGCUGUUGUCAGUGUAUUUUUUGUGUGUGUGUUUAUCAGAACAACAAAGCGCUCCUAUCCAGGUGGUAAAACACAGCAGUGGUUUUAGCUUUUACUUGAAAUGUGUGAUUGUAGAAUUAAGACACAGCCCGACUGAAUAAACAUUGUGACUAUCU